AGCAGUUAAUCUGCGAUCAGAAAUGGCAGAGUUACAGCAGACUCGAGUGCAGAAAGCAGUGGAGGAUAUGGUUCAGAGUCUGGAAAGAGAUCAUAUCCGUAAAAUGCAGGGACGCAUGUUUCGCUGCAGUGCUGAAUGCUGCGAGAAUCCAGGUUACUCUAUGAAUCAGGUGCAUCAGUGUAUAGACAGCUGUCAUACACCAUUGGCUAAAGCUCAAGGACUGGUCACUAGUGAGCUUGAACAAUUUCAGGAUCGCCUCACAAGGUGUACAAUGCACUGUAAUGACAAGGCCAAGGACCUGUUCGACUCGGGAGCAAAGGAGCCUGCUGUGCGGGCGCUGAUGGACAAAUGUGUCGGCAGCUGCGUGGAUGACCACCUGAACCUGCUGCCCAGCAUGACCCACAAACUGAAGGAAAGCUUGAACUCUAUACCUCAGUGAAGAAGCCGACGCUGUAUUCCGUUAUGGCGGUGCAAGGCUAUACAAAAUGGUUGAAAUGAACUCAUGUCUUUACUGAAUGAAAGAGCUUGACCUUGAGAAGGUUACUUAAGGCUUUCACCUCAGUUUGAGUGAAUGGCGUGCGUUUGUUUCUCUCUUGAUGUUGUUUGUGGUUUUUGUACAGACAAUAAAGAAUGUGGUCCAAAGUAAGCUUGCCAUUUGUUAAAGUUAUUAACAUAUGUUUAUUAUGCUGCGUUGUGGAAUACUUAAUUCUGAUUGGUCAAUUGCAGCAUCCUGCAUUAUAAUGCAAUUCUUCUAUUCUAUUUGUCUUAAUUAAUUUGCUCUUGG
This is a messenger RNA of Triplophysa rosa, 784 nucleotides long. It is a transcript of the gene timcc, whose product is annotated as family with sequence similarity 136 member A. Gene Ontology annotation, cellular component: cytoplasm. The record is from RefSeq and is a predicted model, not a curated record. Bases 23 to 439 code for a protein of 138 amino acids. Lineage: Eukaryota; Metazoa; Chordata; Actinopteri; Cypriniformes; Nemacheilidae. The transcript has 3 exons.